Pollicipes pollicipes is the source of this 437-nucleotide messenger RNA. RefSeq lists its product as uncharacterized. The record is from RefSeq and is a predicted model, not a curated record. Lineage: Eukaryota; Metazoa; Arthropoda; Thecostraca; Pollicipedomorpha; Pollicipedidae. The transcript has 5 exons. The coding region runs from base 96 to 437 and encodes 113 amino acids.
UGGACGCGCAGCAGUACCGGACGGUGGCGGGCGAGCCGGCCGCCCAGGCCAGCCCCACCAAAACCAUCACCCUCACGUCGGCACAGGCCCAGCAGAUGGGACUCAUCAGUCCGAAGAAGGGCCCCGGCUUCGACGGCGUGCGGCCGUCGGGCAGUCCCCACCGGAUCGUCAUCAAGUCCUCACAGUCGCUGCAGAGCAAAACGGUGGCGUCCGUGGCGUCGUCAGCCGGCCAGCCGGCGUACCGGCUGCUGACCCAGCCAACGGUACAGCAGGCCGUACCCGGCAGACAGGGGGUGCAAUUCGUGCGCGUGGUGGGCUCGGCGGGCGGCCUGCAGAACUACCUGCAGUCGUCACAGCCGGCGGCGCACGAGGUCGCCAACACCGCGCCGGGCGCUGUCAAGGUCGCCAUCGCGCCCAGCCAGGCCCGUGACCUGUGA